This is a messenger RNA of Odontomachus brunneus, 4293 nucleotides long. RefSeq names its product zinc finger protein Rlf-like. The record is from RefSeq and is a predicted model, not a curated record. Gene Ontology annotation, molecular function: RNA polymerase II cis-regulatory region sequence-specific DNA binding; DNA-binding transcription factor activity, RNA polymerase II-specific. Gene Ontology annotation, cellular component: nucleus. The transcript has 4 exons. The coding region runs from base 584 to 2383 and encodes 599 amino acids. Lineage: Eukaryota; Metazoa; Arthropoda; Insecta; Hymenoptera; Formicidae. Gene Ontology annotation, biological process: smoothened signaling pathway; regulation of transcription by RNA polymerase II.
UGCUCUCAGUUCGAACCGAGCAUCCUUGGAAACCGGCGGUUCGAUUUUAGACUUCGACUUCUCUCUCGUGACUCACGCUCCAUGUCUCACUUCUCCUUCUCAUUCUUCACCUUCUUCUCCUUCUCCUCCUCUUUCUCCUCUUCCUUCUCCGUCUCUUGCUCUUCUUCCUCUUCGUUCUCCUCUUCUUCUUCUUCUUCUCCUACCUCAUCGCCGCUGCACGUGUCUUCGAGGAAAGCGUGAAAUCGCAACCGUGAAGCAUCCACGGAGAGGUUCAGCGUCACGUGACGUAAAUAUCUCCUCGCUUGUGUCCGAGAACAGCGCGACCACGUGGAGCAGAUCCUUACCGAUCCUCUCGGCAGUCGGACACCGACCGGCAGUGCGCGACAAGGCGGAACGUUCCCGGCCGCUUUGUGGGCUUAAGCAAAAUCGGUACAUAGUAUUUCGGCAAGUGGAACGAGGACCACCGGGUUUUCCUCUUCCUUGUGAGGUGCGGCCACUGUGUCCCGAGGGAUUUUUGCCACCGGCUCUCGCGAAGAUCGACCGUCCGAGAAGAUCGGAAAAGAACCGGCUAAUCCGUCAUUGAAUGCCAACUCACGUUGGUCCCUACGGCGCCGCUCGUUACCCGGGCACCCUGCUAGGAGCUGUCCCGGGUUUUUACAACCCGGUUUCCGGCUACUCUACCAGCCCAGGCUCGAGCUACUACGGGAGCAUCAGCAUCCAGCACCAACAGCAGCUGGACCUUCCGGUUUGGCCGCGAAGGAUGCCGGCCGAGGAAGAACUGGGAAACUCCUCUCCGUCCGCCGGACUCACCGGAUUGGGGGUAUCUCCUGGCGCUCUCGGCAACGGCGGCCCACCGAGCCCGGCGCACAGCGACUCCGACGCGUCCAGCUCCAGUCUGGAGCUGGGUUCCAUCAGGGGAGCCGAGAACACUCAAUUGAAAUGCAGAUGGCAAAAUUGCGACAAGAGGUUUGCGUCCCUGGAACAACUCGCGGGUCAUGUCGCAAGGUUGCACGCAGCACCGGGUGCGCGAGGUCUCUUCUAUUGCGGAUGGGAAGGAUGCCCGAGGGGCGAACGUGGCUUUAAUGCGAGGUACAAGAUGCUGGUCCACGUGCGUACGCAUACGAACGAGAAGCCGCACCACUGCUUCCAGUGCGACAAGAGCUUCAGCCGAGCGGAGAACCUGAAGAUCCAUGCGCGCUCGCAUACCGGCGAGCGUCCGUACGUCUGCCCGGUCGAAGGCUGCAACAAGGCUUACUCGAACUCCUCAGACAGGUUCAAGCACACCCGUACACAUUCAGUGGACAAGCCGUACUGCUGCAAGGUGCCGGGCUGUCCGAAGAGGUACACCGACCCGUCGUCCCUGAGGAAGCACGUCAAGACAUACCGCCACUACGUGAACAACAACGACAAGGUGCAGGAGAAGAGCUUCGACGAUGGAAACCCGGAGAAGACGCCCACGAGGUACGACGCAAACUCACCGGACAAACAGAGCAGCAGCGUGCACUCCGAGUCGGACUCGAAGAAGGACUCAAGCAUCGAGAGCAACACCUCGGUCUCCAGCCCGAAGGCCAGCAACAGCUUCGAGGAGCAGCGCAGCUUCGUCGAGUGGAACAACAUGUACAAUCUUCAGGAGCAGCGGAAAGAACAGCAAGAGCAGCCGGUGAUCAGCCCGCCGAAACCGUACGAGAGAGACGUGAAGAUCUACCAGACGAUGUAUGAUGACAACUACAUCAUACCCGACAGGAUCCAAGUGAAUCCCAUGUACGCCUCCGCCGGCAACAUCAUCAAGGACUGCUCCACGGUGUCGUCGCCACACGCCAGUCCUGGUCGCGUGUCCGACACGAUGCCGCGCAUCGGCAUGCAGUCAACGCCUAUCAAGACCGAGGAACCGAUGGACUGCGGCACCAAGACCACCAGCAGCGGUGCCAACACCACAACCAACACCAGCAGCACGACGGUCGAUUACAGGAAUAUCGAGUCGAUCGUCAACAGCACGCCUUGCAAGAAAGAGACCGCGAUUAGCUGCGACCCGGUGAGGCAUACGGUGAUCAAGCACGCGGAGGACGUGAAGAUGGAGGUGCAGAUGGAGCAUACGCCGCUCAAGGAGGAGUACAAGGGCAGCGACUGCUGCUGCCGGCACAAGUGCUGCGUGCAUAGCAACGACGGUAUCCUCGAGAAAUCGAAGCUGUUGUCCGAUUUCAUCCUAAAAACGCAAGACCCGCUCUUCCGACACCUGCUCAGCUCAAUGGACCUGCAAUACGGGCUGCGGAAUAUGUGGUGCAACAUGGCCGACACCGCCAACACCUGCGGUCUCAGGGUGAAGAACGAAGGCGUCACCGAGAUGGAGCAGGACCUGCCGUUAGACUUGACGGUCAACAAAUAAGAAACCAAUUGAUUUUCGAAAUCAGCUCCUGGAAAACCAAAAAGGACAAAAAAUAACUCUAUAUACUCGUCGGUAUGGCUUAUCUUUUCUAAUAAAGGUCGUCGUUCUAAAACAGGCUGGGCCGGCGCAGAGGAGACUUGAAUUUCGUCGAAUCGACGAAAGCGACAAUUUCACGAAAUCGGCAAAAAACCAUCGACGUCGACAAACUAAUCGAGGUGGUCGCUCAGAUCAGACUGCGAAACCAAAUAUAUUUUAAUACUCUGUAAUGAUAUGGCGAGAUGCAGUCGGAAAUCGAACAAUAGGUUGCUCAAUCCGCUUUAAUAUUUAGCCGGACCAAACAAAUAUCGCACCAAUCGAACUGUUAAUCAGAGACAAUUGGAAAAAGUUAGUUCGGUGGGCGCGAUUCACUGUCAUUCGCGGUGCCUUAAUCGACACGCUCCCGCGAAGGUAACGUUCCUGAUUUCAUUUUAGCAACUGGUGUUGCUGUAAAUACUUGACACUAAUACGGCAGCGGAACUCUAACCGGGAACGUUUGUCACACAGCUGUAAAUAUAUUUAAAAGUUAAUGACAAAUUUCGGUAUAAUUGGUUUUUGCAUCCUAAUUAGUCUGUUACGUUAGAAUUGAUUUAUAAGACAGAGAGUUAUGUUUUCUUUUUAUAAUAUAAUAUCCCAAUGUUCAACGUGAUCUUCUCAGAUACAUCGUAAUGUUUUAUGUAAAACAAAGGUAUGUACAAUAUAUGUAUAUAGAAGUUUAUAUAUUAUAUAUAUGUGUAUAUGUGUACGUAAAGAGUCAGUUAUGGAAUGCAGAGACGUGAGGAAGGCGUAAAGUGCCCAUCUUCGUUAAGCAGGACGUGUUUAACGAUGUAAACCAUACACUUCCAUAACAAAUAUAUUAUUUAUAUAAAUAUCGUUUACACCUUUUCCACGCGACAAAUAAUUCGUUGAUUGAUCGUAAGUGUAUUUAACAUAACAUUUUGUUGAUGACUCGUUCAUUCGUACUAUGACUACGCGUUCCUCCUUAGAAACAGUGGUGCCUCGUAGCGGAGAGUUUGGAACUAACAGAGCCGCAAAUAAAAGGUUUGAGUAUAACGGGUCUAAGGCCGGUCAUAGUCCGAUCUUAUAUUUAAGAUUGUCUUAAGUAUCUUAAGAUGUCAAUCAUAGAGCCGUAUUCACAUCCUAAGACAUUACUUAAGACAGUCUUGAAAUAUUAUUCGACUAUGAAUAUCGACCUAAGUCGCAGCAGUAGCGCAACUAGAAAUUUUGACGUUAGUGUUGGCCAAAACGGAGUAAAUUUACAAAAUAAGGUAGUACCCUAUUUUAUUUAUUUAUAAAAUAGUUCUUUACUUCGUAGAGAAGAAAAUGAUUUAAAAAACAUUGUAAUUAUAGGAUAGAUAGUAAAAAGCAAAGAUGUUUUCUGAAAUUCCCUUAUAUCUCUUUUCUUUUCUUGUCUCUCUGACUUAUUAGGGUAAUAUAUUUAAUAUAAUAAUCGAAUAAAACGUAAUAUUCUUUUAACCAUUUAUUAUAAAAAAAACCUUAUUCUAAUGUCUUUUCUUAUUUUCUUCUAUGACUCCUUUAUUUAGUGUUUUGGCCAACAAAAAUUCAAGAAAGUGAUAUUACACACACACACACACAUCACUCUACAUAAUAUAAACUCUAACGGAUCGUUUAGAUUUUGCUCUGAUUCUGUUCAGCUCGAGUAAAGCGGGAUUGAACAUCUUUACACGCUAAGUCCGAUAGAUUCUUACUUUCAAAUAGUACGACUUGACGACAGGUUACAUAAGUUUUUUAUUUUACAGUAGCACAACUAAACUAAAUUACAUGAAUUUUAUAAACGCGUUCAUUUUCCAAUAUACGUUAUAGAACUCAUUGUAAAUUAUACUACUGGAAAAUAAAAAGCUAUGCAGCACAAA